GAAAUGGCCACUCUUGGGAGCCUUGAAGGAUUCCAGCCUGUGUCACUUCAGCAAGAGGGAGAUGAACAGCCCUGUGAGACUGACCAUUUGUCUGUGGAGGAAGGAGAUCCAGCCAAGGACUCAGUACCGAGGUCCAUGUCGAGAGUGUCAAGUGUGACUGAGUCAAGACUUUACCCCAAUCCAUACCAUUGGCCUUUUGUCUCACGGAAGUUCUUCGUUACACGGCCAGGGGCAAUCGAGACUGCCAUGGAAGAUUUGAAAGGCCGUAUAGCUGAGACAUCUGAAGAAACCAUUCAAGGAUUCUGGCUUUUGACAGAGAUAGACCACUGGAACAAUGAGAAGGAAAGGAUACUGCUACUCACAGACAGAACUCUCUUGAUUUGUAAAUAUGACUUCAUCAUGCUCAGUUGCGUGCAGCUGCAGCGGAUUCCCCUGAGUGCCAUUGAUCCCAUCUGCCUGGGCAAGUUUGUCUUCCCUAGGAUGUCACUGGACAAGAGACAAGGAGAAGGCCUUAGGAUCUAUUGGGGAAGUCCAGCGGAGCAGUCACUGCUGUCCCGCUGGAACCCAUGGUCCACUCAGGUUCCCUACGCUACCUUCACUGAGCACCCUGUGAAAUACACCAGUGACAAGUUCCUCGGGAUUUGCAAGUUGUCCGGGUUUGUGUCUAAGCUUGUUCCAGCUGUCCAGAAUGCCCACAACAAUUCCACUGGAUCCAGCCGAAGAAAGAGCCUGAUGGUGUUAACUGAACCCAUUUUGAUUGAGACCUACGCAGGCCUAAUGUCAUUCAUUGGAAACCGCAACCUACUGGGUUAUUCCCUUGCCCGUGGAAGUAUUGGUUUUUGA
Molecule: messenger RNA, 843 nt
Organism: Ochotona curzoniae (black-lipped pika)
Lineage: Eukaryota; Metazoa; Chordata; Mammalia; Lagomorpha; Ochotonidae
Gene: TPRG1
Product: tumor protein p63 regulated 1
Exons: 5
Coding region: 4-843 (279 amino acids)
Cellular component (GO): cytoplasm
Source: RefSeq, a predicted model, not a curated record